AUGGGGAAGGGCGGCUAUGGCAAGCGUGGCCCUGGAGGUCAGGGAGACAAGGGCGGCAAGGGUGGCAAGAGCUUCCCUUCGGCGGCCGCCCUCGAGCGGGAGAUCGCGCUGUUCGACGGUGGGCCUCCAGGCACCUUCGCGCUCGGCGACAAUGGUGGAGGCAAAGGUGGCAAGUCACCAGGCGGUCCAGUCAAGCCGGAGUCCCUUCUCUCUCGGGAAGAGCAUGCGUCCUUGGCGGAGUUGCUGGCCAAGUCUGGCGACGCGCUGGGAGCGGCCAAGCAUCGUGAGCUGGCCAAGCCUCCACCUGCGGUCAAGGAGCCCACCCUGCAGCACCAGGUCUCCAUGGCCCACAGCAAGCUGCGCGGCCUCGAGCGGAAGUUGCAGGGCGCUGUUCAGAGGUACGAGGAGUGGUCGGCGCAGAUGGUGGAGCAGCGUGCAUUGGUCACCAAGUUCACUGAGGAGUGCGAGCAGGCCGACGCUGAGCAUCGUCGACUUGUGGCCGCCCUACAUGCUCAGACGUCAGCGGCUGACUUGCAGAAGGAGCCAGUUGACAAAGCCGUGCCAUGUUCGCUGUCUUCGAUCAUGGACGGGUCCUUCACCGACAAGCUGGUCAUCGACCCCUCGGAGCUGCUCGGCGGCGUCGAGGAUUUCGAGCUCUCGGAGGCCGACAAGGAGGAGCUCGAGAAGAGGGGCAACCAGCUGCGAGAGGGCAUCCAAAAGUUGGCACAGCGUCUUUUCGCGCAGGCCUCCGAGACUGCCAAGAAGAUCCAGGUGGUGGUGCUGAGGCAGCCGCAGCCGAUUCUGCCACUGGUCCUGCGGCAGCAGCAGCGCAGCCUACGGAGGUGGAUGCUGAAGCUACCGCUUCUGCUGCUCUACGCCAGCGGGCCGCCAAUAUCAUUCAGCAUGGGCAGCCUGAACAAGACCCUCCCCCUGCUGCCGCGUGCUGGCAAGCAGAGCCCGCACCCGCUGAAGCUGCAGUCGACGCUCGCCCUCGUGGGUACCUUCAGCCUGCUGCUGACGGACGCCGCCGGGUCCGAGGCCACCCUCUUCAUCGGCGGGCUGCCCGCGGAUGCUGACGAGGAACUGGUGAAGAGCCUGCUGCCAGACGUCCGCGAGAUCUGGCGGGUCAGGAUCGCGCCCAACCCCGACGCGGGAUCGCGCUUCGGGCCCAAGGCCGCGCUGGUGGACCUGGGUUCCCAGGAGGAGGCGAGCAGCGCCGCGGUGGCGAUCAUCGACGCGACUUGGGUGGGCGAGGAGGUUCGUGCGCACGUGUGCCGCCCCUUCAGCAGCGCCGAUGCGACCAGUACGUCUCCCGUGUGCAACCUGUACAUCUCCAACCUUCCGUGGGACAUCACGGAGGAGGAGGUUCGGGAGCUCUUCUCGGCGCACGGCCGCAUCACCGAGAUGCGGCUUCUGGAGGCGCGGGACGAGUGCAGGGGACGCGCCGCCCUGGUGGAGUUCUCCAGCCUGGAGGAGGCCUCCUUAGUCGCGGGCAUGUUCGACCAGCACUCCCUGGAAGGCUCUCCGCGCCCCCUCGUGGUGCGCUACGCCAACCAGAAGGGCGGCGGGCGCGGCGGCUGGGGGAGCUCCGGCGGCUGGUGGGAGUCCAGGGAGUCAACGGGCUGGGGGCGUCCACCCUGGAAGACGGCCAGCUCUCCGGCGGCCGACGAGGCCCCAGCGGCGCGUAGCCGCUCGCCGGUCCGGCGGUGGCCGGACCGGCGGACUGGUGUCUGA
Prorocentrum cordatum is the source of this 1734-nucleotide messenger RNA. The record is from the annotation of a GenBank genome assembly. Lineage: Eukaryota; Dinophyceae; Prorocentrales; Prorocentraceae.